AUGAUGGGAGGUUGGUGGUCGUCCUCGGCCAAUAGUGCCCUGGACGAACAGAUCGACAAAGCAACCGGUAGUAGUUUAGAGGAUAUUCCCCUUAACCUCGAGAUCUCCGACGUUAUAAGGUCCAAGACGGUCCAACCUAAAGAAGCCAUGCGCUCGCUGAAGCGUCGCAUCGGUAACAAGAAUCCCAACACCCAGUUGAGCGCGCUAAAUUUGACGGACACUUGCGUCAAGAACGGCGGCUCGCAUUUCCUUGUCGAGAUUGCUUCACGAGAGUUUAUGGACAAUUUAGUAUCUCUUCUCCACGCAGUUGGUCCCGCCGAAGUUAAUGUCGAGGUCCGAGCGAAGAUCUUGGAGUUGAUACAAUCCUGGGCCGUCGCUACCGAAGGUCGCUAUGACCUAAAAUAUAUCGACGAGACCUACAGAGCCUUGCAAAGAGAGGGCUUCCAAUUCCCCCCCCGAACAACCGUGGCGAGCAGCAUGAUUGACAGUAGCGCCCCCCCAGAAUGGACCGACUCCGAUGUCUGCAUGCGGUGCCGGACCCCAUUCACCUUCACAAACCGUAAACAUCAUUGCCGUAAUUGCGGUAAUUGCUUCGAUCAGCAAUGUUCUACCAAGACACUUCCUCUCCCGCAUUUGGGUAUCCUACAACCUGUGCGGGUAGACGAUGGUUGCUACGCCAGGCUAACGGACAGGUCUAAUAAAACCAACUUCGGGAAACAGGAACGACGCUCUCCCACGAGCCCUUCAUUUCAUAAAACCCGUACUUCGUCCGCAAUGUUGCCUCGGAAUGCUCGAGUCGACGACGCCUUUGAUGAGGACCUCAAGAAGGCUUUAGCUAUGAGUCUAGAGGAGGUUCAAAGUCACUCCAAGGGCUAUACCCCUCCUACCGAUAACGUUACCCACCCGCCACAUGCGAAGGCCAGCGGUCACUCCUCUACACCAGUGGCUACCGCUACAACUGAAGACGAGGAUGAGGACUUGAAGGCUGCCAUCGCAGCAUCUCUGGCAGACAUGGAAGAGCAAAAACAAAAGCAUUCUGCAGCCUUGAAACAACAAACAAACAAGGUUGAAAACGUCUCAGCUACCCCAUUUGCCUUGCCCAAGAACGAUUACGAGCUUAGUCCAGUUGAAGCCGAAAAUAUCAAUCUCUUCUCAACCUUAGUCGACAGGCUGCAGACCCAACCUCCAGGCACAAUCCUGAGAGAGCCGCAGAUCCAAGAGCUUUAUGAUUCUAUUGGGGCGCUGCGGCCCAAACUAGCGCGCACGUACGGCGAAACGAUGAGCAAGCACGAUACCCUACUCGACCUGCAUGCUAAACUUUCUACUGUUGUGCGAUAUUAUGAUAGGAUGCUAGAGGAGCGCCUCUCGAAAGCCUACAGCCAACAUAACAUUGGUGGUUACGCUUUACCCAACUCCGCACAGCAGGUAGGCCAGUAUCCCACAAUGGAAUCCAACGCCGCCAGGACUUCUACGUCUGCAGAGAAUUUCUACACUGGCGACCCGCUUCCGGAUCCUACUAGGAAAUCUGCAGGCCACCAAUAUCUACAACACGUCCAGCCAGGGCAGCCGCAACAAUUCGCAAGCUACGACAAGAGGGGUUCGGUAUCAGCACCAUCGAGCAGCCAGUAUCCGCAUCAUGUUGGGCAAGGAAACGAGGGCUGGCAAAAACCACAGGGGCCAUCCGCACCAGCCCAGUAUCUUAGUCAAGCCAACUUCACACCUAACGAUGUUCCCCCUCAGCCUACCCACGUAUCCCAUCCUUCCCCACAAACUCCUAUUAACAGAGCCACCGAGCCAGUGGUGGCACCGGGAGUCGACCCCAAUGCCGGUUAUUAUUAUAAUAGCUCUCAGCCGAGCAGUGACCCUACUACGCAGAGUGUUCAUCUAGAAGCGUCGCUGUCACCAUAUCCAAGCCUUCAGCAGAGCUUAAGCCAUGCUAGGCAAUCUAUCCCUCCAACACCUGCCUCUGUCCCUUCGCAACCAUCCCAAGCCCCGCAACAUUAUCAGCCACCUAAUCAGCAGCAAGCGCAGCAGCCAUAUUGGCAGCAGCAGCAGCAGCAAAACGGAGAUCAGGCCCCUCAAGCAUAUCAGACGGGGAGUCCGGGAUACUCAAGAUACGGUCAGGAUACGUUUCCCGCUGUUCCCCAACAUACUCCUCAGCAGCCUGUCAUAGAAGAGAGCUUGAUUGACCUAUAG
This is a messenger RNA of Daldinia caldariorum, 2196 nucleotides long. Its product is annotated as vacuolar protein sorting-associated protein 27. Bases 1 to 2196 code for a protein of 731 amino acids. The record is from RefSeq and is a predicted model, not a curated record. NCBI's taxonomy places the organism in Eukaryota, Fungi, Ascomycota, Sordariomycetes, Xylariales, Hypoxylaceae. Gene Ontology annotation, molecular function: phosphatidylinositol-3-phosphate binding; ubiquitin binding; metal ion binding. Gene Ontology annotation, biological process: protein targeting to vacuole; protein transport to vacuole involved in ubiquitin-dependent protein catabolic process via the multivesicular body sorting pathway. The transcript is spliced from 5 exons. Gene Ontology annotation, cellular component: ESCRT-0 complex.